AUGGCGUGCGCGGCGGCGGCGGCGGCGGCGGCGGCCCGGGUAAACAGUCAUGGAGGAGGAGGCGGCGGCGCCCGCGGCCGCCCUCUCCCACUCCUGAGUCGCGCCGCGCCGCCGCCGCCGCCGCGGGAGCCGCGCUGCCCGCGCUCGCUGCUCUCCCGGGGCGCGGAGCGGCCGGCGGGUGAAGGGCGAGGCGGGCGGCCGGCGGCGGCUCGGCCCGCGCACCCCGUCGUCCCGCACGGCCCGCGCCACAGGCCGCCCUGGAGGCCGCGGGCAGCCGCCAGAAUUAAGAAGGAAGGAUCUCCACAGUCCCAGCAGAUGAAGAUCCACUGGUAAAUCGAUCAGGACUUUUGGCCUAUGCUCCAAAGAAAAGG
Molecule: messenger RNA, 371 nt
Organism: Phodopus roborovskii (desert hamster)
Lineage: Eukaryota; Metazoa; Chordata; Mammalia; Rodentia; Cricetidae
Product: homeobox protein Nkx-6.1-like
Exons: 3
Coding region: 1-333 (110 amino acids)
Source: RefSeq, a predicted model, not a curated record